CAGCCCCGGGAUUGUCCCCAGCCCCAGAGUGUCCCCUCCAGUGGGUGACACAGAUGCCAGGGUGGGAACAGCGCCAGCGUUGCGACACCGGCCCCUGUUGUCCUUAUUUUGUGCAGCCCCUAUAACUAAUUAACUAAUUAACUAAUCCCUCACUAACUAGAACUGCCUCGAGUUCCCGUGGUGCCCGUGGCACUUGAGGACACGAGGCACCUCUUUAGCUGUGGAUCCGGAGCAGCUCUGGGAAUGUGCAUCCCAGACUCCCUGGAUUUGGCCCAUCCAGGAGCAGUUUAAUGUUAAAAUUACGGUUUGGGAAGGGAAAGAUGGAUUUGUGUUGGCUCAGGAAGCUCCGUGGGAUGGAGGGACCCCCUGAGGGGGCUGCUGCAGGUCAGCUUUCCUUAUCAGGGAGACAAUUAAUCUCCCAAAUUGUCCCUGUUUAAUUGUUCUCCACAGCAAAUGCUCCGUUCCUGACCCAGCCAACAGCCAAUUAGAGCAACCGCUCACAGCCCAGCUCCUGUCUCCAAAACAGGGCUCAUUUGGGGUUUUAGCAGCUGGGGAUCGAUCCAUAAAAGCCAUUUGAGCAUCUAAAACAUUGGGUGUCUCUGUGGGGUGCCAGGAAACCAGGACAUGGCAGAUUUUCCUUGGAUUUCAGGGUGGAUUUUGGGUUGUCUGUUGUGAGGCCGCCUGAGGGGUGUUGGUGUUCUCUCCUUGCCCAAAAUCCUGAUUCCUUUUGUGGAUAAAAUGAAGAGGAGACACCCGAGCAGCUUCCAGAGGCUGAUCCUGACUGGGCUCUGCUUUCUCUUGCAGCCAAAGCCCUCAAAGAUGGAUAUAGAAGACUGUAACGGGCGAGCCUACAUUCCUGGAAUCUGCUCUUCCUGGAAGGUGAGUGGCUGCGUGCGCCCUGCCAGCGACGCAGACAUGCACACGCAGCCCGGAAUCCAGCGCUGUUUCCAAGGAGUUGGAUGUGAUAACACUCCAGGGUAUCUCCAGCAAGGCAGCGGGGAUUCCUCCCUGGAGAAGGAAUUCACCUCGGCGAUCGUGGGCCCCACGGUGAGCACCCCCAACAGCCAGCACUCCUCCCCGAGCCGCUCCCUCAGCGCCAACUCCAUCAAGGUGGAGAUGUACAGCGAUGAGGAGUCCAGCCGGCUGCUGGCGCAGGACGAGCGGAUGCUGGAGAAGGAGGACAGUGUCAUCGUGGAGGACUCGCUCUCGGAGCCCCUGGGCUACUGCGACGGGACGGGCCCGGAGCCGCACUCGCCCGGGGGGAUCCGCCUUCCCAACGGGAAGCUGAAGUGUGACAUCUGUGGCAUGGUUUGCAUCGGCCCCAACGUGCUCAUGGUGCACAAGCGCAGCCACACCGGAGAAAGGCCCUUCCACUGCAACCAGUGCGGAGCCUCCUUCACCCAGAAGGGAAACCUCCUGCGCCACAUCAAGCUGCACUCGGGCGAGAAGCCCUUCAAAUGUCCCUUCUGCAACUACGCCUGUCGCCGGCGGGACGCCCUCACCGGCCACCUCCGCACGCAUUCCGUCUCCUCCCCCACCGUCGGCAAACCCUACAAGUGCAACUACUGCGGCCGGAGCUACAAGCAGCAGAGCACGUUGGAGGAGCACAAGGAGCGCUGCCACAGUUACCUCCAGAGCCUCAACCCCGAGCCGCAGGCGCUGCCCGGGCAGCAAGGUGAGGAGAUGCGGGACCUGGAGAUGGUGCCCGACUCCCUGCUGCACCCCUCGGCCGAGCGGCCGACCUUCAUCGACCGCCUGGCCAACAGCUUCACCAAACGGAAACGCUCCACGCCGCAGAAAUUCGUGGGGGAGAAGCAGAUGCGCUUCGCCCUCUCCGAGCUGCCCUUCGACGUGAACUCCAGCUUCGAGAAGGACGUGGAGGUGGUCUCGGCCCACCACCCCCUGGACGCCUCCUACGGCGGCCCCCUGUCCCUGCUGGGGGGGGAGCACCUGCGCUCGCUGCGCCUGCCCCCCACAAACUGCAUCUCCGAGGUCACCCCCGUCAUCAGCUCCGUCUACACCCAGAUCCAGGCGCUGCCGGCGCGGCUGGAGCUGCCGGGGGGCCGCGAGGCCGCCGAGGGCCACGACGAGGUGCCCGACGGGGUGUCGGUGGUGUUCCGGGCCCGGGAGCCCAGCGGGUCUCCCUCCAACGGCUGCCAGGACUCCACGGACACGGAGAGCAUCCACGAGGAGCGGAGCUCGCAGCUGGCGCCGGGGAGCAGCCGGCACAGCCCCGCCUACGCCAAAGAGGAGCCCAAGGGGCCGGAGGGACCCCCGGGCGCCCGGUGCACCCCCAGCUCCGCCAAAGAAUCCCUGCGGGUGCUCAACGAGGACGGGGAGCAGCUCCGGGCCUUCAAGUGCGAGCACUGCCGGAUCCUCUUCCUGGACCACGUCAUGUUCACCAUCCACAUGGGCUGCCACGGCUUCAGAGACCCUUUCGAGUGCAACAUCUGUGGCUACCACAGCCAGGACCGGUACGAGUUCUCCUCCCACAUCGUGCGGGGCGAGCACAAAAUCGGCUGAACCCCCUCCGGGCCCCCCCAGCCCAGCCCAGCCCACCCCCCUCCUCAGUUCUCCCCCUGUCUCUAGCGCAGCCCCUCCAUCCC
Messenger RNA from Neopelma chrysocephalum (saffron-crested tyrant-manakin), 2606 nucleotides. It is a transcript of the gene IKZF4, whose product is annotated as IKAROS family zinc finger 4. The transcript has 8 exons. Gene Ontology annotation, biological process: regulation of transcription by RNA polymerase II. Gene Ontology annotation, molecular function: DNA-binding transcription factor activity; RNA polymerase II cis-regulatory region sequence-specific DNA binding. Lineage: Eukaryota; Metazoa; Chordata; Aves; Passeriformes; Pipridae. Bases 739 to 2523 code for a protein of 594 amino acids. The record is from RefSeq and is a predicted model, not a curated record.